CUCUUGCGUUUGACGAAUGAGGUUCAGUGAAUCGUUCGCCAUCUUUUGGAGUUGGGGUGAUUGUGGCUUGGGAGAAGGUGUUUUGUUGUGUCUGUAAUCCAUUUUCAUCGUCUUGCUUGUCGCAGGUUGACUGAUUCUAAACAAUGAGUGGAGGCACGCCAUAUUUAGGUAGUAAAAUAAGUUUAAUAUCCAAAUCUGAAAUACGUUAUGAAGGAAUUUUAUAUACAAUUGAUACGAAAGAAUCAACGGUUGCUCUGGCAAAAGUGCGUUCAUUUGGAACAGAAGAUAGACCGACAGAUCGUCCAGUUGCUCCUAGAGAUGAAGUUUAUGAAUACAUAAUAUUUCGAGCUAGUGAUAUAAAAGAUUUGCAUGUUUGUGAACCUCCAAAACCUCAACCUACAUUAACAGGUGGUUUACCAAAUGAUCCAGCUAUUGUGCAGGUAUCUACUGGAAUACAUCUGAAUGACAGGAACCAAAAACAUGGGCAGAUGUCAGCACCAGUAUCAAGUGGUUCUUCAAUUGUCCCCCCAUCUAAUUUUGGGCAAACAGGUUCAUUUGGUCCAGUUGGUGCUUUACCUUCUUAUCAAGCUUAUCCUCAAUCAACUAUGCCACAACCAUUUCCAACUUGUGCUUCUCAGCAUUCAGGUUCAAGAUCUGGUACUCCAACUCCCACUCCACAACAACAGAAAAGUCCCACUAUCAAUGCUACUGUCCAAGUAUCAAGUUCAGGGAGUAUUAGAGAAGAAGUAAAAGAUGGUAAAUCACAGAUACAGCAGUUGUCACAACGUCAAACAAACAAAAAUACUGGGCAUCUAUCCUCUUCGGGUCAAACCCAAAAGCGUUCAUCCAACAAUGGACAGAGAUCACAGCAGCGAGGCCGAAAUCAGAGACGUGGUAGAAAUCAACGAGGACGUCAAAAUUAUUCUGGUAGACAGAAAAAUAUUCUUCAGUUUGAAAGUGAAUAUGAUUUUGAGCAGGCUAAUGCAGAGUUUCAAGAACUGGAAGGGAAGCUUGCAAAGACGAAAUUAGAGGAUGGAAGGCAUUUAGCAGAGGACAAAGAUAGAUCUUCAGGAGAAAAAUUGACAGAUGGUAUUCAAGCUUCUGCUAGUACUGGAAAUCAGUUACAUGCUUAUCAUGAAGAAGAGACUGGUGAUCGAAUUCGAUGUGCAGAUGAUAAGAAAGAUGAUUCUGGUAAUGAAACACAAGGUAGAGAAGGCCAAGAAGAAGAAGAAGCAAUAGUUUAUUAUGAUAAAAAUAUUUCAUUUUUUGAUAAAAUUAGCUGUGAUUCCUCAGAGAGAAGUAAAGGAAAUUUUCAACGUCAUGAUUGGCGUCAAGAACGGAAAUUAAAUGUAGAAACUUUUGGAGUUUCAGCAAACAAUAGUUGGAUGAGACGUAAUGCAUGGAGAGGAAGGGGAGGAUUUCGUGGACGAGGUGGAACUAGAUAUAAUAGAGGGGGAGGAAGUUAUUUCAGAGGUGGUCGUGGUGGAGAAAGAUUAGCAAGUUCUGCAGGAAAUCAGAGUAGUGGUCUUCCCAUAAAGUGAAAAUGAUUAGGACAGACCAACCAUCUGCCACAUUGUUCUGGCAUUGGAAUAGUAUGCUUGGUUACAAUUACUGAUAGGGUAUCUGACUAAAAGUAUGUGGCUAUGUGGUUAGUAUUAUGUGAUUUGUACCUGUGUACAGAUUGAAAAUUAUGAUUGUAACAAUGUAAUAUGUUUCUUGUUGUUAUUGGUAGAUCAUUCAUCAUUUUAAAAGGAUUUAAGAACACUCCUUGUUGACCAUGAUUAUUUAACAUUUAUAGGUUCCUCUGAAAUAUUGACAGUAAUUAGUAUUAUUUGGCUUUUGUGUACUUUUUAUAAAAAUGUGAAUCUGCAAUCGAAUACAGAGCAUUGCAAAACAGGUACAGUAAUUCAUUAUGUCUGAUUUUAGUCAGUUUCUAAGAGGAAUAUGGAGUGUUUUCGAAAAGAAAAAAAACUAUUUUGAAAUAAUUAAAGAAAAACAUGUUAAUACACAAAGUUUAUUCAGAUAAACAUUAUUAAUUGACUUGUUUUGUACAGAACAUUUUUAUGUAAUUUGUAUUGUUUCCAGACAAUCUCAUCAGUCAUUACUUUUUACAUUUAGUCUGAAUGUAAUGUAAAUCUAAAUUAAGAAGUGAGUUUAAUGAGCAAUAAAGGCCAAAAUAAACCCAAGUCAAAAGUUACAUCAUCAAACUUUCCAUCUUUCUUAAGAAAAAAAUUUCAUUAGAAGGUUGAAAGGCUUUUUUGCAUCAUUAUUUAUUUUUUUCAGGGUUUUCUUGCCAUGGAUGUAUUUUGCCUUCUUAAAUAUAUCUAUACUUUUAUAUUAAAUAUCAGAUAUAACAAUUAUACUGCAUUUCAUGUGAAUUGUAUAAUUAUAAUUCAUUAAUGUGUUUGGUUAUCAUUUGUUUUUUAUAACUAAAAAACAAAUUUACCAAAUUAAUAUUUUAUGGUUACAGAUUUUAAAUAUAUUUACAAAAAAUAUAUCAGAAAAUAUUGCACUGUAAAAAUUGAAAUAAACUUUAAAAUUUAAAUAGUAGGAAAUCAAAGCAUAUGGUUUCAUAAUAUUGUUACUUAAUUUAAAAAUAGUUUUUGUUUUUAAGUCCUUGUUUAAAGUAAACACCAGCACAAGUUUUAUCUGUAGAAUUACAUUUUGUUGUAUUUAAUUAGAAGAAACUUUGAACAGAUUUAAAAUCUAGUUUGAGUUUGUUCUGAUUAAAAUUCUUUUCUUUAUCAAACACAGUAAAGCAAAUUAUAAUUAAAUAUUGUCCACAGUUCCUAAUGUGGCUAAACUUUAAAACUAUGUAUAAGUUGUUACUAUACGUAUAAGUUUAACUUUUAUGAAUGAAAUUUGAUUGGCUCAAAUAAAAUAUUUCUUUUUUCAAGAACAAAUAAAUCUGUGACCAAAUAUUAUUUACUUAUGUAAUUAUUAUUAUUUUCAAAUGCAAAAUUUAUUUUAUAAUGUUUAAUUAACCUGAAAUUCCAGGAUUAUAUUGGAUAUUCUUUGAUAAAUUUGUUACAUAGUACAAAUAGGUAAAAGAAAAAAGUUAACUGACUACACUUGAAACAAGUAAAUAUUAGAAUUUGAAAUUCUUAUUUAUUUAUAUAUCAUUUCAUUUUAAAUUUUCAUUGGUAUACAAAUGAUUAUUUGUCUAAAAUAACAAUGCAAAUGUGUGCCUAGUCUCCAAAUUAAAAAUUAUUGAAGUAGAUUUUUCAUCAGAACAAGAAAUUUUCAGUUUGGUUUCAACUUAUGAUAUCGAUUGUCAAGUAUUUAAGUACAUUGCAUCAUUUUGAAGAUGUUAUUUAAAAUUUUUUUUAUAAAAUGUGUCAAUAGUAAUAAGCUCUGUUAAAAGUCAAAUUCUACUGGUUGUUGUAAAUAAACUUUUUAGAGUUGGCAAAAAUCUUACUUGGCAAACUGAACAGAAUAAAAGAUUUUAAUGAAUAUA
Centruroides sculpturatus (bark scorpion) is the source of this 3457-nucleotide messenger RNA. Its product is annotated as protein LSM14 homolog B-like. Gene Ontology annotation, molecular function: mRNA binding. Gene Ontology annotation, biological process: P-body assembly; cytoplasmic stress granule assembly. The coding region runs from base 144 to 1541 and encodes 465 amino acids. The transcript is spliced from 10 exons. The record is from RefSeq and is a predicted model, not a curated record. Lineage: Eukaryota; Metazoa; Arthropoda; Arachnida; Scorpiones; Buthidae. Gene Ontology annotation, cellular component: P-body.